AGAAAAGUCAGCUGAGAAACACUUCUUAGAUCUUUCAACUGAGAAUGGCAAAUUACAAUGAUGACUUGAAUGACUACAGUGAUGAUGAUUACAAUGAUACUUAUGAUUACGAUGUGGAUUGUUCCAACCAAAGCCUUCCUGCAUCGUACAUCUAUGUGCCCAUGCUGUAUUUUAUUUUCUUCUUCAUAGGUUUUGUGGGAAACCUCUUUGUGAUUUUAGUUAUAGGCAGCAGGGGCAAGACGGGCAGCCGGCUGGUGGAUACAUUCGUGGUCAACCUGGCACUAGCUGACCUCGUGUUUGUGCUGACCCUCCCUUUCUGGGCCAUCUCUGCCAGUCAGCACGGUCACUGGAACUUUGGAGACAUAUCCUGCAAGCUGAGCAGCUACAUCAUUGCUGUCAACCGCUUCGCCAACAUAUUCUUUCUGACCUGCAUGAGUGUGGACCGCUACCUGGCUGUGGUGAGACUCAUGGAUUCACGGUUCCUCAGAAGCAAAGUUUGCAUACACAUCACUUGUGCAGUGAUCUGGUUGACCUCACUUGUUAUGGGCACUCCCUCAUUGAUUUACCGUAAAGCAAAGACCUUUGAUGAUGAACCUUUCUGUGUAGACGACAAUGUCUCAAUUCUGUUUCUGGGCCUGAGUCUCACUACAGUGUUUGUGACAUUUGCUCUGCCAGUGCUGAUAAUUCUUUUCUGCUAUGGCUCUGUUGUUGCCCGCCUGCGCCAGCCCUGUGCUGCCUCAAGUAACCCCCGCGCUGAGGCCCGACGACGGCACUCCCUCAAGAUGGUUCUUACCAUCAUAGUGUUCUUUAUGGUGUCUUGGCUGCCCUUCAACAUUUUCAAGACCAUCAGCAUAUGUUUUCAUCUGGCUAAAGAUAAAGCUGAUCUGAGCUGUUCUCAGUCAGUAGUGAAUCAAGGACUGGUUCUCUCAAGCUGCCUUGCCUUCCUCAAUAGCUGUGUAAACCCUGCCAUCUACUUUUUCCUAGACCACCAUUUCAAACGGCAGGCAAAGAAUCUGUACUUAAUAUGCAUUAGAAGGCGUGGAAUGCAUCAAGGCUAUAACUCAUCAAAUUCACUGACCAACAAUCUCACCUCAGAAAGCUACGGGACAAGUGCCUCGAGGACUCGACUUCAGUCACUUGAUAGAAAACUCUGAUCCAAUUUCAAAUUUAAAGCAAAUUAAUAAAGGGUUAAAGCUUACAAUUAAGGUACCAUUUUUUAUAUUUUAAAACAUAUAGAGUAUCGUUUUUUUGUGCAAUUAAUUGUUCAAUAUGCAUUGGAUUUACAUUUAAAAAAUAUGUGACAAAUUACUGACUUUAAUUCAAUGUAGGCCUAUGUAUAUAAUGAUUAGUGUAUAAUUUAAAUGUUUUAAAUAACUAUACCUUUUUAGAGAUGUAUAAAAUAUUGAUAAUUGGUUAAUGUGUUUUUUUAUGGGGAGUAACUUUAUGUUGACAGUAUUAUUAUUAUGUGUAUAUGAUAAAAGUUGAAUUUACAAAAUAAUUUAUUACAUUUUAAAAAUUACAUUAUUUUAUUCAUUCAUACGUUUAGUCUAGACAUUAUAGGAAUCAGGAUACCAUUGUAAGAAAUGAUUAUUUUGAGGAAUAAUUAUCUAUCCAACACACAAUUCACAUACCUUAAUUCUGUAAAACAUGAAUUUUUCUUUUGGCAAAUUAUCUUAAUUUUGACACUCACCAAUAAGUACUUUUCCCUGCUUCCUUGUAAUAUUGCUUGGUUGCAGUGUACUCUUUACAGGUGAUAUUGCUUCAGUACAAUUGAUUAAGCAUGUACAUGAAAAGAGAAUACAACUUAACUAGACAGAAUAUUCACAUGUGAAUCUUUCAGGCAGAGCUAUAACCUGAAAGUUCAAAUAUUCAUUUGUGCCCACAUGGUUUUGGAUUACUAUUGCGCUAUGAAUCACUAGUUUCAAAACAGCCUGACAAGCUUGGGGCACAUGCCAGUUUUAGGAACAUGUUGUCGACCAAGUUCCAUUUUAGACAUUAGUGUUACUUAGAGAUUUGUAUUAAAAUAAAGCCAUGUAUUGACAAUAUUCUGUACACCUGUCUUUAACUUUCCAUUCCUGCAGGUUAAUUAACAAU
Molecule: messenger RNA, 2094 nt
Organism: Hypomesus transpacificus
Lineage: Eukaryota; Metazoa; Chordata; Actinopteri; Osmeriformes; Osmeridae
Gene: gpr25
Product: G protein-coupled receptor 25
Exons: 1
Coding region: 45-1154 (369 amino acids)
Biological process (GO): immune response; G protein-coupled receptor signaling pathway
Cellular component (GO): membrane
Molecular function (GO): G protein-coupled receptor activity
Source: RefSeq, a predicted model, not a curated record